Messenger RNA from Quercus robur (English oak), 1241 nucleotides. Its product is annotated as protein DMP2-like. The record is from RefSeq and is a predicted model, not a curated record. NCBI's taxonomy places the organism in Eukaryota, Viridiplantae, Streptophyta, Magnoliopsida, Fagales, Fagaceae. The transcript has a single exon. Bases 128 to 766 code for a protein of 212 amino acids. Gene Ontology annotation, biological process: endomembrane system organization.
AUUAUAACUUAUUUGCUACUUGCAAGUCCAAUAACAAAAACCAAAAAGGAAAAGCAAAACCACACUCUUCUAAACUCAUCCCCAUUAACAUAUAUCCCUCACCAAAGCACUACCAAAACAUUUCCAAAUGAGUUCAUCCCCCCCAACCAUAAAAGAAAAAACAUUAUCAGGUCUUGAGAACCUCAACAGGGUCCUCCCAACUGGCACGGUCUUCUUGUACCAGUUACUCAGUCCUGUCCUAACCCACUAUGGCCAGUGCAGCGAGACCAUCUACAAGUAUCUCACUGCCACUCUUGUAGGUAUGGUUGGCUUGUCUUGCUUCAUUACUUCAUUCACUGACAGUAUUAAAGAUAAAGAGAAAACCCACUACGGUUUUGCAACAAGCGACGGUAAACUUUGGCCCUCGCCUGAGGGCAUGACAUUGCCAGCCAAUACAUUGCCAGCACUUGGCCCUAAGGACUUUGUUCAUGGCUUCCUUGCGGUGUUCGUGUUCGGGGUUAUAGUGUGUUUGGAUAGAAAUACCGUGGAUUGCUUCUAUCCAUUGUCCGAGUCCCAGCAUAGGGCUUUGCUCGAGGUGCUUCCUCCGGUUGUUGGUGCGAUUUCUAGUGUGGUUCUCUUGAUUUGUCCUAACAAACGCCGUGGAAUCGGAUACAUUUCUUUAAGUAAAUCUUCAAAUGAUUCCAACUCUGGUGCCGAAAUACCAGCCGUGACGAAAACCGAAGGAAAUAUAAGUGUGGUUUCUGUGGUUUCAUGCAUCUGCCGCUAAAGAAUAAUUCUAGGAGCACAUCCAAUCGCUCAUCUAAUUUCAUAAUUUGUUAACUUGUGCAAUUGUGAAUGAUACACAUUUUUUGUUCACUAUGAAAAAUAUGGACCUAACACUUUUCAUUGAUCAUUCACAAUCAUACAAAUUAGAAAGUCGUGAAAUUGAGUGUGAGUGAAAAUGAGUGUCAAUAAGCGAACUGUUUUUUAUAUUGGUUGCCUUAUAUUCAUGUCACCUGUUCUCACGGGAUAAAACAGUUGCUCUAAAAAGAAAGGAAGCCUGAACAGAUAUGGCACUCUUAUGUGAUCUACAUGUGUGGGCUUUGCAAAAUGCGAAGCAUGACUUCAGCUGACAUAGGAUAGCCAUAUCCCGUGGAUGUUGUGGUCUCAUUGUUGGCGGGGUUUUGUGGUUGGAGCUUUAAUUGGUUUUUUUUUUUAGUAGCUUUAAUUGUAUUUAAAGGAAGUAUGUAUGGAGUAUGCAA